AUGAAUCAAGGUCAGCCCUACAUGGAGGUCAAUCAGCCGCAUCCGCAGGGCUCUGGGCCGCCGCCUGGCAUGCCGCAGUACCCCAACUACGGUCAUCCCAUCCAGCCUGCUGCCCACGGCUAUGCUCCUGCCUACCCCCCGCAGUAUUCUUACACCAUGGCUCCCAUGCAGAACGGGCACCCCGUGACUUCGUCCAUGGCCGGCCCGAUGGUGCCCCAAGCCUUGCCUCUGCCCACCAUGGCGUCCAAUGGCCCUCCUCCGCCUCCUCCACCCCCGCCCGGCUCCCAAUAUGGCGGAAACUUUGAUCAAACGGGUCAGAUCGCGCCGCACGGCAUGAAGCCGCGAGUCACCGCUACUCUCUGGGAAGAUGAAGGCAGCUUGUGCUUCCAGGUCGAGGCGAAUGGCGUGUGUGUGGCUCGGCGUGAAGACAACCACAUGAUUAACGGCACCAAGCUCUUGAACGUCGCUGGAAUGACGCGCGGUCGUCGCGAUGGUAUUCUCAAGAGCGAGAAGACGAGGCACGUGGUCAAGAUUGGGCCGAUGCAUCUCAAGGGUGUUUGGAUCCCGUACGAGCGCGCGCUGGACUUUGCGAACAAGGAGAAGAUCACCGAGCUACUCUACCCGCUUUUCGUGCACAACAUCGGCGCUCUGCUCUACCACCCCACGAAUCAAGCGCGCCAGAGCGUUGGCAAUGGUCCGAUGGCCGGCCGUCGUCCCGAUUCGGGGCCAGAGUACCUGCGGACUCCUCAAGGUACACAUCCGCCUCCUCUCACCCAACACCACUCCAUGUCUACCCCGGUCGGCGCACAGCCGCCGCACUCCAUCGCUCCGCAUCCAGCUGCGGGCCGGCCAGGAAUCGAUCGUGCGCAUACCUUCCCGACCCCUCCCACUAGCGCAACCAGUCUGACCAUGGGCAUGGGCAAUACAGGCAGCUCGUACGAGUAUGGCGGUGCGCACGCAGGUGGCAUGCAUUCAGGUCAGCCCCUCUCCAUUGACACGGGCAUGCCUGCGAGAUCUGUACCAACAACUCCAGCCUCCACUCCACCUGGCAACGGCCAGGGUAUGCAAUACCAGACCAGCCAGCCCUACGACUCGUCGCGCCAGAUGUACUCUGCGCCGGCGGCGUACGCUGGCUACCCGAGCCAAACCCACAUGCCUCGCUACCCCGGCAUGCAGUCCAGCCCUGGCAGCAUCAAGACUGAGAUGGGCCCGCCCGCACGUGGUGGCGAGCACGAAAGCAAGCAUCACGAGGGUUACGGCCCUCAUGAUGCCGAUGGAGAACACGAGGGUGAAUACACUCACAGCAGUGGGUCCUACGACGCCCGACGACCACCCUACGCUUACAAGCCUAACGCUGCGCCAGGAGCGAUGCACCCCGACUCUACCCACGUCUCCCCCGAGAUGAACCACUCCCCGCAUGGGAACGGGUCGGGCAGAGCGACUCCACGCACCGCCGUCCCCUACGCCGGCUACACCACCACGCCGCAGCGACAGGGCCAGUUGCCAGCCAGCAAUCUGGCAUACGUGAUGGGCAAUGACGCCCGUGCCGGCGCUCCCAACGGCCAAGAGUCCUACCCUCCUUCGAGCGCUUACGCGCCUGCUCCUCACUACCCCACGAUGAACGGCCCGAGCCCUUCCAACAAGCGCAUGCGUGAGGUUGACGACGAGCAAGACGUGUAUGGACGUCCUUUGAGCGCCGGCGGCGACAACGGCGCCAAGAGACAGCGCACCGACGCGGGCAUGGCCAAUUCUCGCCCCAUCGCGCAGCCGCACUCUGUCAAAGCAGGCGGGCCGAGACGAUAG
Neohortaea acidophila is the source of this 1803-nucleotide messenger RNA. RefSeq lists its product as uncharacterized. Lineage: Eukaryota; Fungi; Ascomycota; Dothideomycetes; Mycosphaerellales; Teratosphaeriaceae. Gene Ontology annotation, biological process: positive regulation of transcription by RNA polymerase II. Gene Ontology annotation, cellular component: nucleus. The transcript has 2 exons. The record is from RefSeq and is a predicted model, not a curated record. The coding region runs from base 1 to 1803 and encodes 600 amino acids. Gene Ontology annotation, molecular function: DNA-binding transcription factor activity; sequence-specific DNA binding.